CCCAGCAUCUCCUCUGAGCCCAGAGUGAAGAGAGGCUUUGAACAAAAGGUGUUCGUCAACAGAAGCCUAACACUGGAAAACAUCAAGUGCUACGGCUUUGACAUGGACUACACGAUGUGUAUAAGUCUCCUGACUACGAGAGCCUGGGCUUUGAGCUGAUAAGAGACAGGAUGGUGUCUGUUGGAUACCCUCACGAGCUUCUGCGCUACACAUAUGACCCCAGCUUCCCCACACGCGGUUUAGUGAUCGACACCACUUACGGGAACCUCCUGAAGGUGGAUUCCAAUGGGAAUAUUUUAGUCUGCAGUCACGGCUUCCACUUCCUCAAAGGGCGAGACAUUGACAACUACUACCCCAACAAGUUCAUCCAAAGAGACGACACCGACCGCUUCUACAUUCUCAACACUCUCUUCAAUCUUUCAGAGACGUAUCUCUACAGCUGCCUUGUGGACUUCUUCACCAGAUGCACCAGAUACACAAACCACCUGAAAGGCUACCAGCACGGCGACUUGUUCAUGUCCUACAGGAGCAUGUUCCAGGACGUUCGAGAUGCAAUGGACUUCAUCCACGACACGGGAAUCCUGAAAGAUCGAACCAUCAAGAACCUGGAGAAAUACGUUGUUAAAGAUCCGAAUCUCCCUAUACUCUUGACCCGGGUUAAAGAGGUGGCCAAAGUCUUCCUCGCCACCAACAGUGACUACAGCUACACUGAGGCCAUUAUGAAAUACCUGCUUGAAAGUAAUGUUAAGCCGAAAAAUUCCUGGCGCUCCUUCUUCGACCUGGUCGUCGUGGACACCAGGAAGCCACUGUUCUUUGCAGAGGGGACCGUGCUGAGACAAGUGGACACGGACACAGGAAAGCUUCGGAUCGGGACUUACACGGGCGACCUCCAGCAUGGAACCGUUUACUCCGGAGGCUCUUCAGACAUCGUCUGUGAUCUGCUGGAUGUCAAAGGUAAGGACAUCCUCUACGUCGGCGACCACAUCUUUGGCGACAUCCUCAAAUCUAAGAAGCGUCAGGGCUGGAAGACUUUUCUGGUCGUGCCAGAGCUCACCAAGGAGCUGCAAGUGUGGGAGGAGAAGAGAAGCCUGUUUGAGGAGCUGAAACGUCUCGAUGUCUUCUUAGCUGAGCGUUACAAGCAUCUGGACAGCGGCAGUCCAGAGGGUCCCGACAUCAGCACCAUCCAGAUGAGAAUGAAGGUGCUGACCUACAGAAUGGACAUGUCUUACGGGCAGAUGGGCAGCCUCCUGCGCAGCGGCGCCAGGCAGACGCUGUUUGCCAGCCAGCUGAUGCGUUAUGCAGAUCUCUACUCGUCCACCUGCAUCAACCUGCUGCACUACCCCUUCAAUUACCUCUUCAUGGCUCCCCCAGUCCUGAUGCCUCACGAGGCAGCGUCUCAAAACUCGGCGGACUUUGCUUCAUCGGAGCUCACUGUCACCAACAAUACAAUCAGGAUGAGCAGAAACUGAGUGCUGAAGACAGCUGAUGUUUCAGAGGAAGAAGAGCACAUGAAGAUGCUACCUGAACCAUGGACAGUUCUCACUGACAAAGCUGACUGUUUGCACCUGUGCUUGUUAAAAGGCUUUGCUGCAGCCAUGAUGUGCCUCCUUUUCAAAAAAAUAUUGUAUUGGUCCACCUAGUGGACAUGAAUUGCUACACCAUGUAACACUUAAACGUAUAAAUGAUGCAUGCAUGUUGAGAUUUCAGGGCUCAAAGCAAACAGAUUCAGGGUUACUGUAUAUACGAGUGCUGUAUAUACAUGCAGUGGUGCAGACGCACUUUUAAUCUCAGGUUUGUGUAAUGGUUUUUAAGAAGUAAGUUUAUUUAUUUGUUGUUCGUGCAACUUCUGUUUCAAUAAAUAAUUC
Molecule: messenger RNA, 1865 nt
Organism: Chelmon rostratus (copperband butterflyfish)
Lineage: Eukaryota; Metazoa; Chordata; Actinopteri; Chaetodontiformes; Chaetodontidae
Gene: nt5c2l1
Product: 5'-nucleotidase, cytosolic II, like 1
Exons: 18
Coding region: 171-1469 (432 amino acids)
Molecular function (GO): 5'-nucleotidase activity
Source: RefSeq, a predicted model, not a curated record